AUGUCGGAACGACUGUGCUACUCCGAGCUGUCCACCCGUUUCCCGACGGCGGGCUCGGCCUACGUCUACGUGUACGCCACGGCGGGCGAGCUGCUCGCAUUCCUGGUCGGCUGGGCCCUGGUGCUCGAGUACGGCCUGGCGGCCUGCCUGUCGGCCAAGGCCCUGAGCCGCUAUCUGGCCGCGCUCUCGUACACGGCACUCAGAGCGUACCGCAACGACUCUUCGCUGGAUACCGGCGCGUCGUCGUCGUCUUCGGCCGCGUCGCCGGCGCUCCCGGCAGACCGGCUCCUCUUCGAGGACUCUUUCGCCAACUACCACGUGCCAGGCUUCGACCCGUGCCCUGAUGUCGUGGCCGCCGCUCUUCCCGUGCUCCUGACCGCAGGUCUCGUCGCUAGGCCUAAGGCUUUCGUGGUCUUCCUGAACACAUCCACCAUCGUCAACAUAUUCGUCCUAGUGGCACUGAUGCUGACGGGAUUCUUCAAAAUGGACGCCGACAACUGGACAGCUGGUGCAGGAUUCUUCUCUAAUGGAAUCGUCGGGGUAUUCAAUGGUGCAGCCACGUGCACCUUCGCCUUCAUGGGGUAUGAUCUGGUCUCCCAAACUGCCACGGAAACCUCGAACCGGUUUCGAGUGGUCCCCUCAGCCGUCAGCGUCGUGUUCCUGCUCAGCCUCCUGGGCUGCUUCAGCAGCUCCGUAGCCAUCACCCUUCUGGCCCCUCACUCCCUGCUCGUAGGCUCGGCUCCCCUUCUACAAGCCCCUCUAAUCCGAGGACUUCCAGGCCUCGUCUGGGUCUUGGGCCUCGGGUCCCUAUGUGGGCUCGCGUCUGCGGUUGCUGCGUCCCUCUGGGGACUCUCUGUACUGCUGUCUUCGCUGUCUGCGGACGGACUUCUCUGUAGCCUUACCAGCGGGACCCGGAGGGCUGCUGUAACCGCGGGAUUCCUGGUGUCCAUCACUGCCAUGUUUGUGCAUCCGGACACCCUUCUCGGCAUCUUGGGUUUGGGAACGAUCGUGUCCCUCCUGGCCACCGCGUCGUCGGUCCUGGCCCUGCGGUACGGCCUCAUCGACCAUUUGCCGCUAGAACUUGGAGACUUGAGUCGAGACUCGAGUGCCACGCUGAACCGAGUGACGUCCUCGUGCGAUGUCGACGAUUCCUCGCUGCGAUCUUCGACGGCGUCUGCGAGGUCUGUUCUCGGUGUUGGCGCUGGCGGCGGCUACGGUUCCUUCCAUAGGAGGACGUGGUCCGUAGAGCUGGUCAAUCAGGGCUUCGUGACGUCGCUCGCCGGCGGCGGCAAGGCUUCCCUACCGUGCGGCGGAGUUCCGACCAGGUGUUCGGCGCACAGGACCGCGGUGUUGGUGUGCGGCAUGGUGGCGCUCAUGUUCCUCAUGGGCGUUCUCACGGUGCACGUGCCGAGGGUGGUGAAUGGCGCCGGCCGGUGGUGGCUCGAAGCCCUGGCGACGGUCGCGCUGGCGAUGGUGCUCGCGCUCGCCGUGGCCGUGGUGAGACAGCCUCGACACGGCGCCCACAGUGCGGGCCACAAUUCUGUGCCGUGCGUGCCCCUGCUGCCACUGUGCGCGCUCUGGAUGGACGUGCAUCUGUGCGUGUGCCUUCCCUACACCGCCUGGCUCGCCUUCCUCGUCUGGCAGCUGUUGGGUGUGGUGGUAUACAUGGCGCACGGCGUGUGGCACAGCAGCGAGAGGCACAACGAGGACCCUGAUUGCUCCCUGCUCGAGAGCGUGGGCGGUAUCGGGGACGAUUUCUCGGACGACCUGCUGCCCAUGUCCGAACAGCGCCGGGAGGUGCUCGUCGAGACGUUCUGA
Messenger RNA from Ixodes scapularis (black-legged tick), 1818 nucleotides. Its product is annotated as cationic amino acid transporter 3-like. Gene Ontology annotation, molecular function: amino acid transmembrane transporter activity. The record is from RefSeq and is a predicted model, not a curated record. Lineage: Eukaryota; Metazoa; Arthropoda; Arachnida; Ixodida; Ixodidae. Gene Ontology annotation, cellular component: plasma membrane. The transcript is spliced from 5 exons. Gene Ontology annotation, biological process: transmembrane transport; amino acid transport. The coding region runs from base 1 to 1818 and encodes 605 amino acids.